This is a messenger RNA of Strongylocentrotus purpuratus (purple sea urchin), 2675 nucleotides long. Its product is annotated as atrial natriuretic peptide-converting enzyme. Bases 189 to 2132 code for a protein of 647 amino acids. The transcript has 10 exons. The record is from RefSeq and is a predicted model, not a curated record. Gene Ontology annotation, molecular function: protein binding; serine-type endopeptidase activity. NCBI's taxonomy places the organism in Eukaryota, Metazoa, Echinodermata, Echinoidea, Camarodonta, Strongylocentrotidae. Gene Ontology annotation, biological process: proteolysis.
AUCACCGGGGUAUCCAUCAAACUACGACAUCAACCUUAACCUCCAGUGGACUGUGUUAGCACCCUCUGACUACCGUGUCAUGAUCUCCGUAACAGACUUCAGGUCGGAGGCUGGCUAUGAUUACCUCCACAUUGGUGGGGGAUUGACCUUUGACCCUGAUACGUGGAUGGUGCGGUUCUCUGGGACUUAUGACUCACAUAUGGAGGUUCUACUACCAGGGAGAGAAGCUUGGAUUUUGUUUUUUCAGCGAUUACAUUACUACGAAUGUAGGAUUCGUUCUUGAAAUUACAACUUCUAGUGAAGCAGCCGGUGAAUGUGGAGCAUCUUUUAUCUCCUGUCUAAAGAGAGAUGUCUGUAUUUCCAACUCGACUUCCUGUGAUGGGUCGCCUAUAUGCUUUAAUGGAUAUGAUGAGUGGAAUUGUGACCCAAGCUGUCCUUCUUCUGAUAUUCAGACAAUUCCCACUUCAAUGCCCUACUCUGUCAUUUCUGACAACUACCCAUUAGCCUACGGCAACAACAUUGAGUGCAUAUGGGUACUCCAAGCAGAGGCUUACCACUCCCUCGUCAUCGACAUCCAAAACUUCUAUUUGGAAGAUGGCUACGACUUCUUCUACAUCGGGAUUGGCCACGAUCGAUCAGAGCCGGGUUCACUUGUCGUAAGGCUGACCGGAUAUAUUGCAUCAACAAGAUACUAUCUUGGGAUCGAGUCAUAUCUGUAUUUUUAUACUGAUUACUCAAUUGGAUACUCUGGGUUCGUUCUAAAUGUGACAUCCAUUCCAUUUGAAUUAACUGAGUCUUGUAAUGCAGACCAAAGAGUUCCAGUGGGAUCUGCUUGUGAUGGAGUUACUGAUUGUGUUGAUGAUUCAGAUGAAUUUGGAUGCGUGUGCCAAGACGAUCAAUUUCAGUGCAAUGGGAUUUGUCGCCCUCUUUCAAUCCUCUGUGAUGGAGUGAUAGAUUGCGAGGGUUUUUCAGAUGAGGAGGACUGUCCACGCUGUGAGCCAAUCAAGGAAAGCUCCUGCCUUGGACUCCUUCCAUACAAUCAGACCUACUACCCUAGCAGUCUGGCAGACAUCAACCAGACACUUGCUAUUGAAAGUUUCAGUGUAUUAAGCGCUGCUGCCACCACCUGCCACACUGAUGCAUCUCUCUUCCUCUGUGCUGUCCUCUUCCCGGAAUGCAUCCACGAUGGGCCCACGGCCAGACCGUGCCAAACCACAUGUGAAGCUGUCAGGAGUGCAUGCUCGUCUGCUUUUGAGAGCUUGACUGGGUCUCCAUGGGCGAUUGCUUGCGAGGAGGAGUUCAGCAACGCUAGUCCUCUCAACGAGGGUUCUCUUGCUGAUGGUUUGCUCUGCAGAGGGCCAGAAGGAGACAUCACCAACACCAUGAUCUGUGGCACCAGGCCGGUCUUCAAUGAAACAGUUGAGAGGAUCGUUGGAGGCGAGGGCUCCAACCUAGGAGAGUGGCCUUGGAUUGGAUCACUAAGCCGGGGUGCUACCAAUCAUCAAUGCGGGGCAACCGUCAUCAGCAGAGAAUGGGCUAUUACUGCAGCACACUGUGUUGGAGCUUUUGACACCAUCACCGUCGGUAUCAGCAUCUUGAACGGCAACACAUCUUACCAACACACAUCAUCGUUGGAGAUUACGUCUCAUCCAAACUUCACUAGCACUUCUGGUGGUGAUGACAUCGCUGUGCUCAAACUUGUGGAUCCCAUACCCGCGUUUAGUGAUUUCCUCAGACCCGCCUGCCUGGCCACGGUCGGGGAUGAGAUUAAUAACUAUAGGACUUGCUACAUAGCAGGGUGGGGUGACACGACAGAGGGUGGAUCCAUUUCCAAUGACCUUCAGCAGGCCGUUGUAGGACUAAUACCAGAUGAGUAUUGUGGCAGUGCCUACAGGAGCUUCAGGGCCGACUCCAUGAUAUGUGCUGGCUAUCAGGCCGGUGGCGUUGAUACAUGUCAAGGUGAUAGCGGAGGUCCAUUGAUGUGUGAAGGUGAAGACGGGAGGUGGCAUCUUGUCGGCAUCACAAGCUUUGGCGACGGGUGUGCACGUCCCAAUAAGCCAGGAAUAUAUACCAGGGUCUCUCAAUUCAUCGAUUUCAUCAACUCAGUAGUUGGUCAGCAAGAUUUUUUGUAAUAGUGCAUUAGCUCCAUAAUAUAAUAAUAUUCAUUUUUUUUUAAAGGCUGCACUAAGUUUGCAGCUCUGUUAAAUUACCUAAAAAUGAAACAUAUAUUUAAACAAAAAAUAAUCUUGUAAAUAAAUGCCGGGGGGGGGGGGGGUUCUGAAAGUAUCUGUGCAUAACAAAGCCCCCUAUGCAUACUCGCUUAUUUGUCUGUUAAAAGGUGUAGAAAUGUGAAAGGCACUUCACAUAGAUCAAUUAUUUAUUUCCAAAAUGCAAAAUUCAUUUAUGCAACGUAUACAAUGUUUUUAUGUAAGUAAAUUCAUACAAAAUUGAAUUAUUUUUAACAAACUAUUAAACAUAUAUAUAUAUAUAUAUUUACACUAAUUUGAAUGGUAUUUUUUAAACUACAACAAAAGAAUAUAAAUGAAUUUGUAGAACAUUAUACUUUUAUAUACAUUUUUAAAUUACUAGAAUUACUAGGAGAACUAUUGAUAUAGCUUAUGAGAAUUUGAAUUGUUAGUAUAAGGGAGUUUACAGAUAGCACAUGGUACAAAUGA